AUGGGGAAAAACGUUCGUGCACGUGUCCUGGCGGCUGCGGAAGUAGGCGAUAACUGGCGGCAAGUUGCGGCUCAUAACGGUGUCGCCGUAGAGACUGCACGAGGUUGGGUGCGUCGCGCAAAACGUUUGGGUGACUUUACGCCCGCUCCGGACAAGAGAGGUGGGGCACACAACAGGAAGCUCAAGCCUGCUAAAGUGGCGUUUCUGGAGGAGAGUUUGGAAGAGAACUGCUAUCUAACGCUGGAGCAGAUGAGGAGAUGCUGCUCGACCGCUUUAACAUCAACGUCGCGGCCGAGACUGUGCGAGCUAACCUAG
This is a messenger RNA of Phytophthora nicotianae INRA-310, 315 nucleotides long. RefSeq lists its product as hypothetical. The record is from RefSeq and is a predicted model, not a curated record. Bases 1 to 315 code for a protein of 104 amino acids. NCBI's taxonomy places the organism in Eukaryota, Oomycota, Peronosporomycetes, Peronosporales, Peronosporaceae. The transcript has a single exon.